This is a messenger RNA of Micromonas pusilla CCMP1545, 1047 nucleotides long. RefSeq lists its product as uncharacterized. NCBI's taxonomy places the organism in Eukaryota, Viridiplantae, Chlorophyta, Mamiellophyceae, Mamiellales, Mamiellaceae. The record is from RefSeq and is a predicted model, not a curated record. The transcript is spliced from 2 exons. The coding region runs from base 1 to 1047 and encodes 348 amino acids.
AUGAAAAACAUCUUCUCGUUCGUCCUCGUCCUCGUCCUCGCGCUCGCGCUCGUCGCGUCCACCGCUGUCGCGGAGGACGUCCCGUCCUUGACCGGGUCGAUGAUCAUGACCGCGCUCGAAGAGGUGAGCGCGGGCGUGCGAGAGGACGUCACGGAGAUCAUGGACGAGCUCGGCAUGGACGCGGAGACGACGCACUUUCAGAGGUUUGCGUCGCGCGAGACCGGUGACGUCAUGAAGAAGAGCUUCGCGAUGAUCCAGUGCGUCUCCGUCCCUCGCCAUGGCAUCCACCGGUAUCUGCUGUUCCCGACGGAGUCGAACGACUUCACGCUGGAUUUCAUCAAAGUCGCGAACGACCUCGACGCGGACGAACGCCACAUCUUCCUCGUCUGCGGGCACGCGAAGCCGGAGAACUGCGUCGGCGACGACCCCCACCCCGGCGCGCCGGGCGAUCACCCGUGCGGCGAAGCCGACGCGGCCCCGGAGGCGGCGGAGAAAACCGGCGCUUUCUGCGAGCUCCUCUCCGCGAACACGACCACCGGGCGCGAGGGCGAAGUCCUCCUCUACGGCGCGGAGCCGAUCGAGUACCUGAAGACGACGCACGAGGAGAUGAAGGCAAAGGGCGAGACGAUGAGCGUGCCGACGAUCCACCUCGAGAUCUUGGACGCGGACGAGGUCGAGAAGAUGAUGGAGGAGGCGGAGGAGACCGAGCCGACGGACGAGGACGCCGCCGGCGCGCCCGCGCCCGCGCCGGAGCCCGCCAACCGCCGCCGCCGCCUGCUCCGCAUCGGCGGCGGCGGCAUCGGCGGCGGUCGCAUCGGCGGCGGUCGCAUCGGCGGCGGCAUCGGCGGCCCCGGCCUCGGCCGCGGAGGCGCACUCGGCGGCCGCGGGUUCGGACGCGGCGGCAUGGGCGUGAACCAGGUCAUACGAGGCUGCACGUUCGCGGGCAGCCGCUGCGGCGGCGCGGGGACGUACUUCAACGUCCCGAAGGUGCGUUCUAUACACUGGUUCCCAUACGACCGCGGCGGCGUGGUGAACGCCGAUCCUUAA